AUGUCAUUUUGUGAACCCGAGGACUGCGGCAAAAGUUUGAAUCCUGCCGUUGACAUUGGCCAGAUCGAGGGCAGCUUGAUCCAAGCUUUGGGUUUCUCUCUUUUGGAAGAGGAAAGUCGAGGCAAAGAUGGACGCCUUAUCAACUGUGGCACCUGGGACUACAAAGUGCCCAGCGGAAGAGAUAUUCCAGUUCGUUUAGAUGUGGAGUUGCUGCCCUGCGAAAAGCCUGAUGCGCCUGUUCUGGGAUCCAAAGCCUCUGGCGAGCCCGUGCCACGGCGAUUCAAUGGAGAACGAGUCGACGAGCAUUGCUUCAUUGGAAUUCAUUCCCCAUGA
Messenger RNA from Cladocopium goreaui, 333 nucleotides. Lineage: Eukaryota; Dinophyceae; Suessiales; Symbiodiniaceae. The record is from the annotation of a GenBank genome assembly.